UACAGCAAAAGUGAUAUUACAAAACUGGUCAUUGAAUCAUCCCCUGAGGGACAUUUAAUACUGUUUUACCAUCGAUUAUACAGCAAGAAGGAGUGAAUACAACAGUUAGAAUUAGUGACCGAGGACAGAUGAAAUGAUGUUUGAAGAAUCACUUGAUAGAAGACAAAACAUGCAUCACAGGAUACUGAUAGCUGCACUGAUUGUAUUUGCCCAAGACCUGAGCAGCAGAGGAAGAGCACAGGCAUGGACCUACAACUACAGCACCACUCCAAACCGUAGAUGGUUAGCAGCCAGCCAGUGGUGCCAGCAGAACUUCAUGGAAAUGGUGACCAUCCAGAGUCAGGAGGAGACUGACUUCCUCAACAAUCUACUGCCGUUUAACCAAAAUUAUUACUGGAUAGGCAUUCACAAAGCGGGUGAAGGAUGGAUCUGGAAUCAAACCCAUAAGGAAGUGCCCAGAGAGGCUCAGAACUGGGCACCAGAUGAGCCAGAUAACUUAACAGGUCAGGACUGUGUAGAGAUCUACAUUAAGAGGGACAAAGACACAGCCAAGUGGAACAAUGAGAACUGUCGCAAGAAGAAGGGAACAGUCUGCUACACUGCCUCUUGCAGACAGGAUUCCUGCAGUGCCCAUGCAGACUGUGUGGAGACCGUGGGGAACUAUACCUGCCAGUGCCAUUCUGGUUUCCUGGGGCCACGCUGUGAAGAGGCAAUAGCAUGCAAACCCUUGCUGGAUCCAGAACACGGUUCUCACUACUGUUUCCAUCCCUAUGGGUCCAAUAGUUUCAACUCUUCCUGCCUUUUCCACUGUGAACCUGGCUUUCAUUUGAUAGGCAUGCCCCAGCUGCUAUGCCAAGAUAGUGGGCACUGGGACCGCCCUGUUCCACUGUGUCAAGUUGAACAGUGUCCAGUUCUGAACCACACCAACAUUGAAGCGGGUAGCAUGAACUGCAGCCACCCCAUCGCACCUUACAGUUACAACUCCACCUGUGAGGUCAGAUGUGAUGAAGGCUAUGAGCCCAGUGGACAAGAUAAGAUCCGUUGUGACCACACCGGCAAUUGGACAGCCAGUGUCCCAGAAUGCACAAUAAAAAAGUGCUCCCCCAUUUUGUUUCCUGUUAUGGGCAACAUGACGUGUGUGCACACUCUGGAGCCUUUCUCCUUUGGAACAUGGUGUGACUUCACCUGCCAGGAAGGCUACUACCUGACCGGGGACAACAGACUCACAUGCCUGGCCUCUGGACAGUGGAGUCAACCUACACCUAAAUGCACAGUGGUACAGUGCAGCAGCCUAAAGGCUCCCUCCCAUGCUUCCAUGCAAUGCCAGGACCCUGUAAGUGCGUACAGCUAUGGCUCAACAUGCACCGUGCAAUGUGAAGAAGGUUUUGAUCUGAUUGGGACAAACAUGACACAAUGUUCUUCACGGGGCAACUGGAGUCAUGCGCUUCCUGUUUGUCAAGUGAAGAGGUGUAUUCCCAUAAAUCCUCCUCAUGGCUCCCUGUCCUGUUCUGACCCAAAUGGUUCCUUCAGUUUUGGUUCUCGGUGCACAGUAACCUGUGACGAGGGCUUUCUACUAAAUGGAACCGCCAGCACUGAGUGUAACUCCCUUGGCAUAUGGAAUACAGAUGUGCCACAUUGUCUGGCUAAGAGAUGUCCCACUCUGAACUCUCCCAUUCAUGGCUCUUUAGUCUGUUCUGAUCCUCAUGAACAGUUCAGUUUUGGUUCUCGGUGCAACACAACCUGUGAGGAGGGUUUUGUCCUGAAUGGGACAGCUGACACAGAGUGUACCUCUCUGGGAAAGUGGAGAGCAGAUAUCCCACAUUGCUUGGCAAAGAGAUGUCCCCCUCUGAACUCUCCCUCUCAUGGCUCUUCAGUCUGCUCUGCUCCUCAUGGAGAGUUCAGCUUUGGCUCUCGGUGCACAUCUACCUGUGAAGAAGGGUUUUUCUUGAACGGAACAGCUGACACAGACUGCACCUCUCAGGGCGCAUGGAGCACAGAAAUACCCCGCUGUCUGGCACACCGCUGCCCCCUACUGGCCAAGGCUCCCCAACAUGGGAGGAUGAACUGUAGCCAUCCGCACUCACCUUACAGCUAUGACUCACACUGUGAAUUUGAAUGUACUGAGGGUUUCUGGCUGAAAGGAACAUCAUCUAUGACGUGCAACAAAUCAGGCCACUGGAGCCAGUAUCUUCCCACCUGCCAGCCGGUACAGUGUGGUGCCAUUCCAGCCUUGUCGUUACGCCUGUCUAUGAACUGUUCCCACCCUCUUGGAAACUUCAGCUUUGGCUCCUUGUGUCUUUUCAAUUGUAAAGAAGGAUUUUCCCUGAAUGGCACAGAGAUGCUCUUUUGUCUCUCCACAGGGUUUUGGAGUGACAGUGUCCCCACCUGCACAGUGAAUGGUAUGCCAGUGGGGACUGCCAUGUUGAUGUAUACGGGUGUAGGAGCAGCCUCUGUUGUUGUGCCACUUGCCCUGGUAGGACUGUUUCUGUUAGUUAUGAGGCGAUUUAAGAAAAAAGGAAAUUCCAUCAUGGCUGAUGCGCCAGGUUGGGAAGACAGAGAGAAUCCAGCAUUUGAAUUUUGAUUCUCUCUCUCUCUCUCUCUCUCUCUCUCUCUCUCUCUCUCUCUCUCUGUUGAGUUAUUUUUGCAGGAAAUCAUUUGAAACACUGCAACCUAAUGCUUGCUAUUAUUAUAUGAAGCUUGAUGGUUAUUAUAUUCAGAAGAUUACAGUAGGAUCAGAACUUUACAUUUAACUUUGAUUUGUCCUCUCACAGAUUCCUUAAAAAGAUAAUUAUGCCCUGCUUGUAAGAAAACCUUUUGUUAUCAAUGAGCCCAAAAUCAUGAUACACAGUUCACACAUGAUUCGCACAGAGCAAAGCUUGUGUGCAGCAUUUUCUUUGUGUCUUGCUGGUAUAUUGCUUAUUUUUCAAUAAAAUAUCAACAGUU
Scatophagus argus is the source of this 2943-nucleotide messenger RNA. Its product is annotated as selectin P. The transcript has 15 exons. The coding region runs from base 134 to 2581 and encodes 815 amino acids. Gene Ontology annotation, biological process: response to cytokine; heterophilic cell-cell adhesion; leukocyte tethering or rolling. Gene Ontology annotation, molecular function: oligosaccharide binding; sialic acid binding. NCBI's taxonomy places the organism in Eukaryota, Metazoa, Chordata, Actinopteri, Scatophagidae. The record is from RefSeq and is a predicted model, not a curated record. Gene Ontology annotation, cellular component: external side of plasma membrane; membrane.